UGAAGACGGCCGAGUUCCCGUCCCUUAUAACUGCUAUUUGUUGUUCUCUCGGUCAGCUGGAGUAGAAGGAGGACAGGAAACGCGGAAAAUAGAUAUGAAAUGUCUAUGACAGUUUCCCCGAAAUGUCGUCCCUCUGGAAGAAGUUUCGAGGUGGGUCUGGGGGAGGGAGCCCGAACCACACAGGCCAUGGAGCGGCUGCUAGCAGUUCUUCCUAUCAGGGGGGAGCUGAAGUAUGCCAGGGUGCUGAAGUGACCUCAUCGCCACCCUCACAGCAGGCACCGUCUAGUAACUUGCGCUUCAUUACACGUGCUGAUGAAGACCUGUUCAUGUCUGAGUUAGGGGACAAAAAGGUGGAUCCAUUGCAAAUACAAUCACAGUUUGUGAAGACUGUUGAAGAUAUCCUCAAUAGCCACUCCACUCUGCCGUACUUCUUGCAGUUUUUGCAAGGUUGGGGUGCUGAAAAGUAUGCAAGGUUUUGGCUGGAUGCUACUAGCUUCAGAGCUGCAGCUGUGACUCGCAUACGAAGCCAGGAUGUGCAUAUAACAUCCGACAUAGCAACUUCCACAACUAGCGAUAGAUCUUACAUAGAUUAUAGUGAUAGUAAUUGUACAGAACCGGAAAACAAGCAAAAACAGACAGUUGAUGAAAUAUUUGAGACUUACACUACUCAGUCAUGCUCAAAUUCAAGGACAGAAAGCUUUGGUCCAAAGGAAGAAAUGCAAUCUAGAGAUAAAGGAUUGGUCUUACCUGAUUUAGUAAGUAAUAUUAAACAUGCUAAUGAUGUUACUCCUCUUAAUAGCCCUGAUGGGAGCUUUAGCAAGGUGCUGAACUGUGAUGGUCGGACUUCUGAAGGGAACCCGAAAACUAGUGAUGAGAAGUGUGUGAUAUUACCCAAUCAUAUGGAUAGUGUUAAAGAAAGCAAUACAAAGCCAGUUGGAAGUGGAAGUGUUAUUACAGCAAAGCCUCUUUUAAAAGAUAAAAGAGGUUUUUCAAGUCCAAGUGCCUCAGUAUGUUCAAGGGCUCAGAAACUCAGACAAAGCAUAGCAGAGGAUGCCAUGAAGAUUUUCAACAAGUACAUAGCAAGGGAUGCAGAACAGUCUAUUGGUCUAGAUGAUGAUAUUAGAGAGGUUAUCCUACAAAAGAUCUCCGUAGUUCAGGAAGACAUUGAUUCUGAGUGCUUUGUUCCAGCACAGAAAAUAGUGUUUGGUGUCCUAGAAAGAGAAUACCUCCCAAAGUUUCUUGCAAGUGACUACUACCUCAAACACCAAAUUGAUGUUCUGACCAGUGGCUCUGUGCGUUUGGCAGAUAUUCUGUAUAGUGAUUCAGCAUUUCCUUACUUCAUGGAGUUUGUGGAGCAGGAAGGAGGAAGGCAGAUGCUGCAAUUGUGGGUGGCAGCUUCAAAUUUCCGUCAGCAGCUGAUUGAGCAUGCUGGCAUGUAUGAUCCACAGCAAGCACAGGCAGAUGCUAUGGUCCUUUAUGACAAGUACUUUUCUCUGCAAGCAACGUGUCCGCAAGGAUUCAGUGACCGAGUAAGAUUUGAAGUUGAAAGUAAUAUCUGCCGUGAGGAGGGACCCCUACCAUCCUGUUUUAAUUUGCCUCUCAGAGUGGUUCUGCAUGUUCUAGAAAGGGAUUUCCUCCCUGGCUAUUUGUCAUCCAGUCUUCACAUCAAGUACCUGAGUGAGUUGAUUAAUACUGUCAAGACGAGUAUUGAACUGCUUGGCCGCAAAAAGAGAUCAGGCUCUGAGAGCACAUGUAGCAGUGAGCAGAGCAGUACCUAUGGGGGAGCAGGAAUCAGUUCACAAAAUACACUGCUGGCGAUGGACACUUCGUCCACGCACCGUUUUCACAAUUUGGAUGGUGCCAUGAGAAUUGAUGAGGCUCAGAUUACGGAUCCAGAUUCACUAUGGAGGCGAAAGAAUUUCAGUAAAAUGAGCUGUGGAUUCAUAAAUGAGCUUGGAAGAUUUGAAUCAGAACUGCAGCCAGAGCCUGAUCGCAAGACAGAGUCAAAAAUUUCUCGAACUCUUAAAAGAUUUGUUAACAUGGAUGAAGAUAAGGUAAAAGAAGAUAUGGCUUACAAAGUGGCUGAGAUGAUUAUUAAAGAUGUGACAAGUGUAACCUUAGGAUCGCAAGGAAGCAACAGAUCCAGCAUGGAGUCCUCCCAGCCACCACUCACACCAUCAUCAGUGUCACAGGAUAAUCUCAGUGAUGUUUUCCCCUCAUGAUGUGAAAGAGGUGUCUAUAACAGACCAGUUUUAUCUGCUACAUACAGAAAUGUGAUAAUAGGACCGUGAAUCAUAGGAGCACUUACUGAAAUAACGAAUGUACAUAUGUACAUAUACAUAAUUAUUUUGUCCCCAGGGGGCUCAUUGGUGUUAGUGUCACAGCGUUUAGGGAAAAUUGGUCGUAGCUCGUGGACAGGCUCAGAGGAUUCCCAGUGAGGAUGUAAUUAAAGAGUUUGAUACUUGAGUGCGUGCAAUGGGAAUAAAGAGAUUGUCCUUGGUUUGGCAUAUGUUGUCGUCAGGCAGGAAGUGGAGAGCAGUGGCCAUUUUACUUCAAAGAAAAGAAGGCCAUUAUCUCUCUCUCACACACACACACACACACACACACACACACACACACACACACACACACACACACACACACACACACACACACACACACACACACACACACACACACACACACACACACACACACACACACACACACACACACACACACACACACACACACGUGUUUGUAAAUAUAUAGCAUGCUAAAUUAAAAGGAAUAUUAUUUCAGUCUAAUACUGUAAUGAGAAAGAAUAAACCUUAAGUACUACAAACAUCUGAAAAUGAUUCCUGGCAUCAGUUAAUAGUUUUGCACACAUUGAAAGUUGGCAUGUGAUCAGAUGCCUAGAGCCCUCUUUUGAACAGGAAACUAUUUUAUUGUCAGCAGCAUGAAAAGUAUGUAGGACUUAAUGGACUUUUAUUGAACUAUUUUACUGUCAGCAGCAUGAAAAGUAUGUAGGACUUAAUGGCCUGUUUCAGAUGAAUCAGUUUUUUGUUUCUAAGGGCAGUAUGAUGUACUUUCAGGUAUAACCAAUAGCAUCAGUAAGCACUUUCACAUGUGUAGAACAUAGAAAAAUUAUGCUAUGCCACCCACAACAGACAGUGAAAAAGUAGUACAUCUAUUAGUGGCUUAUAAAGAGAUUGUGUAAUUGUUGCCAGAAAAUCAAGGUACCUGAAAUGGUCCAGGUAGUUCACACAAGUCAUCUUACAGUGAAUGAAAGCUGUCUUAUCAAGCAGACAGGUAUGUUGAGUAUUGGACUUCUCUUCAUUUGAUUUGUUACCAAUUAAUGAUACAAUAAGCAUAUAUAUUACUGUUACAAAUGCAGGUCUAAUGUGUCAUUUACAUCUGGUUUAUUUGCAGUUUGAAAUGUCUGUGUGUUGGGGUUAAAUGCAAGAUAAUGGAAAAGGAUGCAGAUUAAUGGUCAGAUGCUGUGGUUGCCCCUCCUUCCCUCCCUCUCUUUCUCAAAUAGACACAUUCAUUAGACAAAUGCUUACAAAUGCAAAAGCACACAAACACAGGUACAGAGACACAUAAACACAGAUACAUAUAUAUGGAAGUAAACACAUGCACAUAUGUGCAUGUGUGUAAUUUUCUGCUUAUAGUUAUAUAUGAACUGGCUUCUACAUAUAUACAUAAAUUAAAAUUACUUGACCUAUAGAAUCUGCCACUGUUACUUUAAAUGUUUAUAUUACAGAAAAAGAAGAUUCACUUUAGAGUUUGUCAUGUUAACAGACAGUGAAGGUAGGCAUUCCAGCCUUGCUUUGGUAGACACUAACAAACUCAAGAAGAAAAUAUCGUACUAACUUUAAUUUGUUUUUAGGCUACCAACAGGACGUUUCAUUAUUGCUUUCAUUGUCCAGUCUCUCACAUAAGCAGAGUCUGUUAUUGUUAUGUACAGCAAGUCCUUGCUUUUUGUUGUGGUUUUCCUUAUGAAACAUAUAUAAUGAUAUGGAGUAAUGCAAUACCGUACUGACAUAGACAUAUAGCUAUCUUCCCUCAGAUACUGUUCUGGUCUUUCUGGGUGAUACCCAAAUUCAGCUUGUUUGAAUUCUCAUCAGGGAGGGUAGUUAUGUACAUUUCUAUAGUAAUGAUUCAUGGUUAUGGAAGUUUUUUCUAGUUUUGUAAAGCUUUGGCUCAGUGAAGUGAAAAUGAUAUCUAUUUUCAUUCAUUUAUCAUAGUUAACAAAAGCUGUAUAGGAAUGUCCUUUUUUGCAAGGUUGCUAUAUCUUCUAGGACAGCCCUGCAGGAAUGCCAGGUCUUAUCAGGGAACAUAGUCAUUAUUGCUGAAAAUAAGGUAGGAUUGGCUCAUUUUUUAACCCAGUACCUUUCAUGAUUCUGACUUGCAUGUUGACUAUACAAGAUAGGACAUAGUGUGACUUUUAUCUUUUGCCAGAUUUUAAGGAAAACUAAUCUAUGAUCUAGAAUUUUAAUUAUAAAGUUAAAAAUGUGUAGAAUCAAAACCUGGUAAGUUUAAUGCUAUCAGCAAAGGCUUUCUGUACAUACUAUUUUAGAAUUGUUUAUAUAUACUUAUUUUUUCAUACCAAUUUGCACUCAAAAAAUCUACUUUAUAUUUUUAUUUUGAUGAAUCAUUUGUUAUAUGCGCAUCGUAAAAUAUGAACAUUCCUAAACUCCAGGUUGUAAAUUCCUUUCUAUUCCCUUUUCUUAAUUAAAAUACCCAUAAAAAUCAGAUCUACAGGAGUUAACUUGAUAUUAAGUAGCAAGCUUUUGGUUUGCCCAAAUCAUACUUGUAUUUGUUAUAUAUUUCUUGAAGAAAGUGUUGUAUAAAUAUGUGUAUUUACAUACAUAUGGAUGUUGUUAACCCUCCUUCAGUUAGUAUUUAUGUUUGACUGUUUUUACACAAAAAAUCAACUGCAUUCUUCACGUGCUAACAGCGGACUGGUGAUUAGAAUUAAGUAUAUUCUAGCAAACCCUGCAUGUUACCAGUUUGGGUUUGACAGUGUUAGUUCUUUGUUGUUUUCCUGUAUAUUCUAAAAUGAGGAUGUAAGGCAUCAGAUACUGGCAGAUGCAUCCACUCCUGUAUCUUAUUGACAUUUGGAACACCCAGUCUACUGAUUUAGAAAAUUAUUCUAAAUACAAGCAAGGUCUUUUGGAGUUACUAGCAGCUGAAGAGGUUAACUUCUAUUCUUUUCUUUGUGUCUGUUUAAUACUCUGUGUGUGUGUGUGUGUGUGUGUGUGUGUGUGUGUGUGUGUGUGUGUGUGUGUGUGUGUG
Messenger RNA from Penaeus monodon (black tiger shrimp), 5280 nucleotides. RefSeq names its product A-kinase anchor protein 10, mitochondrial-like (gene pkaap). Gene Ontology annotation, molecular function: protein kinase A binding. Gene Ontology annotation, biological process: intracellular protein localization. NCBI's taxonomy places the organism in Eukaryota, Metazoa, Arthropoda, Malacostraca, Decapoda, Penaeidae. The transcript has 10 exons. The coding region runs from base 123 to 2222 and encodes 699 amino acids. The record is from RefSeq and is a predicted model, not a curated record. Gene Ontology annotation, cellular component: plasma membrane.